Messenger RNA from Aspergillus ruber CBS 135680, 1626 nucleotides. Its product is annotated as chlorohydrolase family protein. The transcript is spliced from 2 exons. Gene Ontology annotation, cellular component: cytosol. Lineage: Eukaryota; Fungi; Ascomycota; Eurotiomycetes; Eurotiales; Aspergillaceae. Gene Ontology annotation, biological process: guanine metabolic process. Gene Ontology annotation, molecular function: guanine deaminase activity; zinc ion binding. The record is from RefSeq and is a predicted model, not a curated record. Bases 1 to 1626 code for a protein of 541 amino acids.
AUGGCCACGACAUACACACUCUUUUUCGGAACAUUCAUCCACCUUCCCCGCCAAACAAAUCUGAACGGACCCCAUAUCCUCGAAAUCAACCAUGGCGUUCUCUGGGCAUCGACUGACGACGGGAAAAUCAAAGGAUAUAACUGGAAUGUUCGGAGCGAGGAUGAUCUUCGGGGUUUUCUGGAAAGCAGGAAAUGGGGGAAUGAGGUGAAAGUGGUUCAAGCGAGGGAGGAGAAGAAUGAGUUUUUUUUCCCGGGGUUUAUUGAUACGCAUAUUCAUGCCCCGCAAUAUCCGAAUUCCGGGAUAUUUGGGUCCUCGACUUUACUGGAAUGGUUGGAGAAGUAUACGUUCCCGCUUGAGAAAUCGUACGGGGAUUGUAAAGCACCGGAUAGUGUGCCCCCGAAGGCAGUCACGAGCUACAACCAAGUUGUCUCCCGCACGUUAUCGCAUGGAACAACAUCCGCAUGCUACUACGCGACUAUUCAUGUUCCCGCGACGAAUUACUUAGCGAGUCUCUGCCACAGCCGCGGACAGCGAGCGUUUAUUGGGCGGGUCUGCAUGGACAGCGAAGAUACCUGCCCAGCGGAUCUCAGGGAUACUUCCGCCGACGAAUCCGUGACCGCGACGAAAGCAAAUAUCGAGCAUAUCCAAUCCCUCGAUCCAAACGGCAACCUCGUGAAACCGAUCAUAACACCACGCUUCGCGCCCUCGUGUACAGAGCAAGCAUUAUCGGACCUGGGGGCGCUGGCGGCGGAGCACGAACCGCCACUCCACAUCCAAACGCACAUUUCCGAGAACAAAGACGAAAUCGCCUGGGUCAAGGAACUCUUUCCGGAAGCCGCAAACUACGCAGAUGUCUACGAUAAAGCAAACCUUCUAACCUCCCGCACAAUCCUCGCGCACGGUAUCCACUUGUCCCCGCAGGAACGCGAAGUGGUUGCUGCUAGAAAGUCAAAAAUUUCCCACUGCCCCGUGUCAAACUCCGCCAUCGGCUCUGGCCUGUGCCCCGUGCGCGUCCUUCGUGAUGCAGGGAUAACAGUUGGUCUAGGGACUGAUGUUAGUGGUGGGUAUAAACCCAGUAUUCUGGAAAGUGUGCGACAGGCGAUUCUCGUCUCGCGGUUAUUGCGCCAUACCAUCCGAGACGGGGAUACGUGCGAGAACGCGAAAAACGUAAAAGAAGGACGGGAGAACCUUAGUGUUGAGGAGGGCCUUUACCUUGCUACGAGGGGUGGCGCGGGGGUUGUUGACAUGGGAGGUGAGAUUGGAGGAUUUGAGGUGGGGAUGUUUUGGGAUGCGCAGAUGGUUCAACUUGGAAGUGUAAAACCUGCUCCUGCCAUUGGACCUGGGGCUGGUUCUCCUGAAGAAAAUGGGAACAGUGGAAGCGCAAGCAACGUCGACAUCUUCGGGUGGGAAAACUGGACAGAAAAGGUACAUAAAUGGGUUUGGAACGGCGAUGAUCGGAAUGUGAACAAGGUUUGGGUUCGGGGGAGAUUGGUGCAUGAGCGUGAUGAGAAGGAGUCUGGGAAGGAUGGCGAGAAAGGGUGGUUCUGGGAGGUUGUGGGUGGAAGUGUGUUCAGGAUGGUUGGAGUUGUUGGGUUGGUGUCUUUGGGGCUGUCGAAGAUUAGUUGA